Topomyia yanbarensis is the source of this 1497-nucleotide messenger RNA. RefSeq names its product zinc finger protein 226-like. Gene Ontology annotation, cellular component: nucleus. The transcript has 3 exons. The record is from RefSeq and is a predicted model, not a curated record. Gene Ontology annotation, biological process: negative regulation of DNA-templated transcription. Bases 67 to 1365 code for a protein of 432 amino acids. Gene Ontology annotation, molecular function: zinc ion binding; DNA-binding transcription factor activity; RNA polymerase II transcription regulatory region sequence-specific DNA binding. Lineage: Eukaryota; Metazoa; Arthropoda; Insecta; Diptera; Culicidae.
UAACAGCAUAAAAUUUAAUAACAGUGAGCAUAACAUAGAUCUGAAGACAAUUUUGUAAAAAUUUCAAUGUUUACCACAGAUAAAAUGUGUCGCCUAUGCAUGGCCCGUUCAAAUCUAAUUCACUCAAUUUUUGAGGAUAAUCUACUGCAAAAGGUUGCGAUUUGUGUCAGUAUAUUGAUAAAUCCUGGCGAUAAAACACUUCCGCUGGAAGUAUGCGCGCUCUGUGUACUGAAAGUGAAAGAUUUUUAUGAGUUCCGUCAAAAUUGUCAGAAAGUUCAGCUGCUUUUUGAACAAACUCGAUCAUCGGUUGAAGAAAAUAUCACAUCUAGUGAUCUAGUCCCUAAACUAGAACUAUGUUCCACUCUGGCACCGAGCGAUACCGAGCCGUUGAAGAUUACUAAACUGGAAGUGGAAUUCGAAACGAUUUCAACUGAAGGUGAACAAAUCGAAGAGUAUGAGUUACUUAACGACGAAGAAUCCGAGGUGGAAUUGGAACAUAUAGAACGGCUAGAGGACACACCACUUGAAGAUAAUGAGGAAAGUUUGAGUGAACACGACGAAUUGAAUUUGGACGCUGAAGAUUUAAUAGAAUCUGAUUUUGACCAACGUGCCGAUUCAUUGGUGGCUAAAAAUGAAUAUGAAAUUGUUGAAUUGCUCAGAUUUGACAAUAAUGGCCAAAAUGAAGCCUUUGCAAAUCCCCCUGCUUGCGUAAUAUCAUGUCUUUCGUCACCUAUCCAAGACCUUCAAGAAGAUGACGGUAUGAAUAAUUCAAGAACUAAACUUGCAGUGGCACGCAAAAGGAAAAAGCGUGAGCGAACAAAAGUAAAACCACGAGAUGAAAAGGAAAUCUAUCAGUCACUCUUACUGAAAUGUGAAAGAUGUGGGAAGUUUGUUGAACGCAAUCGAAUGGAAGGCCAUAUUAACCGGCAUGAAGGCAUACGCCCAUACACUUGUAAUGUGAGCGGUUGUGGCACAAAUUUUCACUGCAAAAUUGCUCUCAGGUUGCAUACGCAAGGACGACACAGUUCAAAACAACUACCAUGUGACAUAUGCGGAAAAGUCUACAGUUCGACAAAGACACUGUAUCAUCAUAAGAAGGAAACGCACUCCGAAAAGCAAUUCAAAUGCGAUAUAUGUGAUUUGGCUUUUGUUUCAAACGCCCGGUUGAAUCGACAUAGGAUGACACACAGUGAUAUUCGUGAAUUCAAAUGUUCGUACUGCUCGAAGGAAUUUUACCGUAGCAACAACCUAAAGGUUCAUCUACGGAGCCAUACGAAGGAAAAACCAUUUAUGUGCAGUGCCUGUCCGAAAGCUUUCGGAUAUCAGCGGCUGCUGAGAGAUCAUGUUGCUCGUCAUCACCACUAGCUUAGUAAUAGUGACAAUUAUGUCAAGCAUAGAAUGAUUUUUGUUAGAAUAUACGUUCAGUCAAACGAUUAACAUUUAUGAAAAAGGAGUACAAGUUAACAAAUGGAAAUAAAACUAGCGGUUUUUAACUUU